AUGGCGACUGCACGCAGAAAACUCCUGCAAAGCAGGCAAGUGGGAACUCUUCUCAUUUUUCUGUGCUUAUCUGUGGGGGGUGCAGCAACCAUUCGCUAUUCGGUGGCAGAGGAGAUGGAGAGCGGUUCGUUUGUAGCUAAUGUGGCUAAGGACCUGGGGCUGGAGGUAGGGAAGCUGGCUGCGCGUGGGGCGCGGCUUGUUUCCGAGGGCAAUAAACUGCAUUUCCGGCUCCACCGCAAGACGGGAGAUCUGUUCACUGGAGAUUUGCUUUUGAGGGAGAAACUAGACCGGGAAGACAUAUGUGGCUCCGUUGAACCCUGUGUGCUGCAUUUCCAAGUGUUCCUGGAAACUCCAGUGCAAUUUUUUGAAGGAGAAUUAUUAAUACAAGACUUAAAUGACCACUCCCCAGUAUUCCCGAAUAGGGAAAUGCUUUUGAAAAUACCGGAAAACAGCCAGCCAGGGACUGUAUUUCCGUUGAAAUUAGCUCAGGAUUUGGAUGUGGGUAGCAACGGUCUUCAAAAAUACACUAUCAACGCCAAUUCUCAUUUUCACGUUCUCACUCGAAAUCAUAGUGAUGGCAAGAAAUAUCCAGAUCUGGUGCAGGACAAAGUGCUGGAUCGAGAGGAGCAGUCAGAGUUCAGCUUAACCCUAAUGGCGCUGGAUGGUGGGUCUCCACCUAGGUCUGGGACCAGCAUGGUGCGAAUCCUGAUCUUGGACGUCAAUGACAAUGCUCCCGAGUUUGUGCACACUCCAUAUGAGGUGCAGGUUCUGGAAAACAGCCCCCUAGGUUCCCUAAUACUUACAGUUUUAGCUAGGGAUGUAGAUGCUGGAAGCUUUGGGACUGUUUCCUAUAGCUUGUUCCAAGCCUCAGAGGAAAUUAAACAAACUUUCUCAAUAAAUGAAGUCACAGGAGAAAUCCGACUGACAAAGAAAUUGGAUUUUGAAAAGAUCAAAUCCUACCACGUGGAAACUGAGGCUACAGAUGGAGGAGGCCUUUCUGGGAAAGGCACUGUAGUCAUAGAGGUGGUAGAUGUGAAUGACAAUGCCCCUGAACUUACCAUAUCUUCACUCAUCAGCUCCAUCCCAGAAAAUGCCCCGGAGACCGUAGUCUCUAUAUUCCGAAUUCGAGAUAGAGACUCCGGAGACAAUGGAAAGAUGAUUUGCUCCAUUCCAGACAAUCUGCCAUUUAUUCUAAGACCGACUUUCAAGAAUUUCUACACCCUGGUAACCGAUAGCCCUCUUGACAGAGAAAAUCAAGCCGAGUACAACAUCACGAUCACGGUCACUGACAUGGGAACCCCCAGACUGAAAACUGAGCACAACAUAACCAUGCUGCACAACAUAACCAUGCUGGUGUCCGACGUCAACGACAAUGCCCCCGCCUUCACCCAGACCGCCUACACCCUGUGGGUCCGCGAGAACAACGGCCCCGCCCUGCACAUCGGCAGCGUCAGCGCCACAGACACAGACGCGGGCGCCAACGCCCAGGUCACCUACUCGCUGCUGCCGCUGCCCGACCCACACGUGCCCCUCGCGAGCUCCGUCGUGUCCAUCAACCCCGACAACGGCCACCCCUUCGUCCUCACGUCCCUGGACUACGAGGCCCUGCGGGCCUUCGAGUUCCGCGUGGGCGCCGCCGACCGCGGCUCGCCCGCGCUCAGCAGCCAGGCGCUGGUGCGCGUGCUCGUGGAGGACGCCAACGACAACGCGCCCUUCGUGCUCUACCCGCUGCAGAACGCCUCGGCGCCCUGCACCGAGCUGGUGCCCAGGGCGGCCGAGCCCGGCUACCUGGUGACCAGGGUGGUGGCGGUGGACGGCGACGCGGGCCAGAACGCCUGGCUGUCGUACCAGCUGCUCAAGGCCACGGAACCCGGGCUGUUCGGCGUGUGGGCGCACAACGGCGAGGUGCGCACGGCGCGGCUGCUGAGCGAGCGCGACGCGCCCAAGCAGCGGCUGGUGGUGCUGGUCAAGGACAACGGCGAGCCGCCGCUGUCGGCCAGCGUCACGCUGCACGUGCUGCUGGUGGACGGCUUCUCGCAGCCCUACCUGCCGCCCCCGGAAGCGGAAGCGGCGGCCGCGGCGCCGGCCGACCCGCUCACCGUCUACCUGGUGGUGGCCUUGGCGUCGGUGUCGUCGCUCUUCCUCUUCUCGGUGCUGGUGUUCGUGGCGGUGCGGCUGUGCAGGAGGGGCGGGGCGGGCUCGGCGGGUCGCUGCCCGAAGAAAAGGCAAGUGAUGAUCUUCAUUACAUUGAUUCUUUCGUGGGAGGCAGGUUCAGAAUCGAUUCGGUAUUCUGUACAGGAAGAGACAGAAAGUGGCACGUUUGUGGCCAACUUGACAAAAGACCUGGGACUCAGGAUGGGAGAGCUGGCUGCCCGGGGCGCCCGAGUUGUUUUUAAGGGGAAUAGACAGCAUUUGCGGCUUGAUCCAGACACCGGUGAUUUGCUGUUGAAUGAUAAACUGGACCGGGAGGAGCUGUGCGGCUCCACUGAGCCCUGCGUGCUACCCUUCCAAAUGUUACUGAAAAACCCAGUGCAGUUUAUUCAAGGUGAAUUACAGAUUGAAGAUGUAAAUGACCAUGCCCCAGAAUUCUUGGAAAAUGAAAUCCUCCUGAAAAUAUCAGAAAGCAGCCAUCCAGGGUCUGCAUAUCCUUUGAAAAUAGCUCAAGAUUUAGACGUUGGCAGUAAUACAGUACAGAACUACACAAUUAGCUCCAACUUCCACUUCCACCUUUUUACUCGAAAUCACAGCGAUGGCAGAAAAUACCCGGAGCUGGUGCUGGACCAAGAGUUGGACCGUGAGGAGCAGCCCGAGCUCAGGUUAACCCUCACAGCGGUGGAUGGUGGGUCACCGCCCAAGACCGGGACUUCCCAGGUCCUCAUCAUAGUCCUGGACAUAAAUGACAACGCCCCCGAAUUUGCUCAGCAGCUCUACCAGGUGCAGGUCCCAGAAAACAGCCCUACAGGCUCCCUUGUCAUCACUGUUUCUGCUAGAGAUUUGGAUGCUGGGAUCCAUGGUGAGCUCUCCUACUCAUUUUUCCAAUCCUCAAAUCACGUCAUUCAGGCCUUCGAAAUAAAUACAGUCACAGGGGAUAUUCGAUUAAAAAAAAAGUUGGAUUUUGAGGAAAUUAGAUCUUACCAUAUGGAAAUUGAGGCCUCAGAUGGCGGCGGUCUUUCAGGAAAAUGCACUGUAGCCAUAGAAGUAACAGAUAUAAAUGACAAUCCACCAGAACUACUCAUGUCAUCACUUACUAGCCCAAUUAAAGAAAAUUCACUUGAAACAGUCGUCGCUGUUUUUAGGAUUCGAGACAGAGAUUCGGGGAACAAUGCAAAGAUGGUAUGUUAUAUCCAAGACGAUCUCCCCUUCGUCCUGAAGCCAUCUGUAGAGAAUUACUACACCUUGGUAACGGACAGUCCCCUGGACAGAGAGGAAAGAGCCGAGUACAACAUCACCAUCACAGUCACUGACAUGGGAACCCCCAGACUGAAAACCGAGCACAACAUAACCGUGCUGGUGUCCGACGUCAACGACAACGCCCCCGCCUUCACCCAGACCUCCUACACCCUGUGGGUCCGCGAGAACAACAGCCCCGCCCUGCACAUCGGCAGCGUCAGCGCCACAGACACAGACGCGGGCGCCAACGCCCAGGUCACCUACUCGCUGCUGCCGCCGCCCGACCCGCACGUGCCCCUCGCCUCCCUCGUGUCCAUCAACCCCGACAAUGGCCACCUCUUCGCCCUCACGUCCCUGGACUACGAGGCCCUGCAGGCCUUCGAGUUCCGCGUGGGCGCCGCCGACCGCGGCUCGCCCGCGCUCAGCAGCCAGGCGCUGGUGCGCGUGCUCGUGGAGGACGCCAACGACAACGCGCCCUUCCCCUACCUGCCGCCCCCGGAAGCGGAAGCGGCGGCCGCGGCGCCGGCCGACCCGCUCACCGUCUACCUGGUGGUGGCCUUGGCGUCGGUGUCGUCGCUCUUCCUCUUUUCGGUGCUGGUGUUCGUGGCGGUGCGGCUGUGCAGGAGGGGCGGGGCGGGCUCGGCGGGUCGCUGCCCGGUGCCCGAGGGCCACUUCCCGGGCCACCUGGUGGACGUCAGCGGCACGGGGACCCUGUCGCAGAGCUACCAGUACGAGGUGUGUCUGAUGGGAGGAACCGGGACCAGAGAGUUCAAAUUCCUGAAGCCGAUUCUCCCCAAUCUCGCACCCCAGCGCAUAGCCAGGGAAGUGGAAGAAUAUCCCUCAUAUCGGAAUGAUUUGGGUUUGUGA
Rangifer tarandus platyrhynchus (Svalbard reindeer) is the source of this 4257-nucleotide messenger RNA. Lineage: Eukaryota; Metazoa; Chordata; Mammalia; Artiodactyla; Cervidae. The record is from the annotation of a GenBank genome assembly.